Adineta steineri is the source of this 588-nucleotide messenger RNA. The record is from the annotation of a GenBank genome assembly. NCBI's taxonomy places the organism in Eukaryota, Metazoa, Rotifera, Eurotatoria, Adinetida, Adinetidae.
AUGUGGAAAAGUUUAACAAUUGUAUUAUUAUCAUUUAUCAUCGGUGAGACAUUUUGUGGACCAGUACGCCGAAAAGAUCCAAACAAAAUACAUAGUUUAAAUUCACUAUGUCAUAUACUGAAUUAUGGAGAAUUUAAUGAUCGUGGUAUAAAGACAUUUACACUGAAUAAUCCUAAUGAACCCAUCAAGAAAUACCAAACUGGAUACAAAAAUCGUGUGGAAUACGUUCGUGCAGUCAUUACCGUUCAAACUGUACAGAGCAAAGGUUCAACAACCAAUGACGCUACUCGAAAAUUUGCACGAGCAAUGGGAAAGCUAACAGAUGAUGCUGGUCAUAUUAUUGGGAAUAAUUUAGGUGGUACUGGUCGAAAUGUCUAUAAUAUUUUCCCACAAAGUCCUAAUAUCAAUCGAGGUGCAUGGAGUCAAGAAGAGAAGGACAUUCGUAAUUUAGUCUUGACUACGAAACAACCUAUUGAAGUUGUUGUUCAACUAUAUUAUCCAACGACAACAGCAACAAGACCAAAUCGUUUCACAUACCGAGCAGCUUACAACAAUGCUUGUCAUUCAGCUAAUGUCAUCAAUCCUUGA